Messenger RNA from Acaulospora colombiana, 3138 nucleotides. NCBI's taxonomy places the organism in Eukaryota, Fungi, Glomeromycota, Glomeromycetes, Diversisporales, Acaulosporaceae. The record is from the annotation of a GenBank genome assembly.
AUGUCCAUCCUCCUCGAUUUUCUUUCACAUGGCGCCGUCAUCUUACUGUCUACCGAUUCACCGACUUUAUUCGUGUUGGCGACGACUCUUACCUCGCUGGGAUCCUCCUCUAUACCCUCCUAUAGCUCGACGGUUCUUGGGUACGUACGGUACCGGGCCGCGCAAGGCGAGCAAGAGGACCAAGACCAGGAUGUAGGCGUCCUGUUUGGAGCCCUUGCCGUUCUCCAGAGUCUUGGACAGACCAUUGUUGGUCCCAUUAUCUUUGGAGUUGUCUACAGCAUGACCAUCUCGUGGUACCCCAAGGGUGUCUUUGUCCUGGCAUGCGGCUGCGCUGGAGUCGCGUUGUUGCUCAUGUGCAUAGCCAGACCGAGAAAGCGCCUCAUUCUCAUUGGGCACAGAAAGGAUAGAUCCACAGCUUAUGAACGGGGGAGGUGGACUUGCGACUUGUCUGCCACGGCCAUGUCGACGUCGAGAACGGUGAAACGCUGCCACCAACGAGGCUCCUACUCGUCACCCAAGACAACUUGGACGGAGUUUGAGGCUACACUGAAGGCGACGAACACGACAAACGGGAUCAAGGUGACAAACUUUGGCAAAAAGAUCCUCUCGGAGCGUGUUCCAGGAUGGUUUGAAUAUUAUCUCGAUUACAAGGCCCUCAAGAAGAUAAUUUCUUCCGUCCACGCUAGCCCAGAUCCCAGUGCAGCGUUUAAGGACUAUGCAACCGACUUUGAAAUGGCAAAGGAGGAGCAGAAAGCAAGCUCAGUUCCAAAGCCAUCCGAUGGCUUUCGAGUCCCCUCUACGACCUCUGUGCAGCCACUAUGGGAGUCCACCGAACCUCUGCAGCCUACUGGAGCCCCUCUAUCCAUGACCAUCGCUGUGAAUAGUGCUGAAUACGCAAACCGUGAUCCGGAUUUUCAGAUGAAGAAGGCCGCGUUCUUCUUCAAACUCCAGCGAGAGUUGGACAAGAUCAAUGCUUUCUAUCUCAAAAAGGAGGCAGAACUUAAACUUCGCAUUAUAGCAUUGUUGUCCAAGCGACAAGCUGCAGCGAGCAGAACGUUGCCCGACUCGGACGAAAGAGAGAUGAUAAAGGAUCAUGUGGAGUGGCAAGCCGUUGAAGAAGGCUUUACGUUACUUCAGAAUGACCUUUCUAAGCUACAGCAAUUCGUGGAUAUUAAUGCUACCGGUUUCAGGAAGAUUCUAAAGAAGUGGGAUAAACGAUCAAAGUCCACGACCAAGGAGCUAUAUCUGGCCCGACAAGUCGAGGUUCAGCCGGUUUUCAAUCGCCAGCUCAUAACGGAGUUCUCCGACGUCGUGGCGGCAUGCUUACUGAACCUCACGGACACGACAAUACCCCUUAGUGCAACUCUUCGAGAGGAACUUUCGAAGCAUGACUCGGUGCUCAACGCGCAGCUGAUGCGUGAGCCUCUGACGAAGAGUAGGGUCUUUCUCGAUCUCGAAGACUCUUUGAGAAGAGCUGUCGUUCAUAACGACGUAGUAGCUGUUCAACAAGCGCUCGUGACAGCCAAUGAACUCACCAACGCCACUGACGGCCGCACGUACGUUUCCCGAAUUCUGUGGAAAUGUGCAGUUGAGGCAGAACCCGAGUUGGCCGAUCUCAUCCUCGACUCCCCAAAUUCUCCCUGUGAUUUCAAGUUCAUCGAUGAUAUCAACGGAAGAACAAGUAUCCACGAAGCUGCUGCUGCUGGAGCGCCUAGACUCAUUGAUCGGUGCAUCGUGAAAGGCGUCGAGGUCAACAAGAGGGAUUCUUAUGGGAGAACUGCUCUCCAUUAUGCCGUCAUAGAAGGCCACCCGGAAUCUGUUGAUCGACUUCUCGCGGCAAACGCUGAUCCUACUAUACUAGACCUGGAUAAUUUCUCCUGUCUUUACUAUGCCGUGGUUUUUGGACAGCUUGAUUCCGUCCGACUCCUAUUUAGGACGAAUGGCCCUGGAUUGAGACUCGCUCCUGAGGGGAGCGAUAUAGAUCUCUUAUCUUUGGCCUGCCUCCAUGGUCACUACGAUAUCGCUCUCCUCCUUCUGGACCAAGGAGCUAAUCAGGUACCAAACUCAAAUGGUCAAUACCCAAUACAUUUAGCAGCCGGAGCGGGACAUGCCGAGAUCUGCCAAUUGCUUACUUCUCGUGCACGGGAGACACUGGAUAUCCCCGACAAGUAUAACGAAUGGACUCCACUAUUCCACGCGGCCCAAAAGGGCCGGACUCCCUCAGUAAAGGUUCUGCUUGAGGCCGGUUGUGAUACGACGGUUACAGACGAGCUGGGUAGGACACCCAUAUUUUAUGCCGGCUGGUACGGACAUAUCGACUGUGUCGAACUAUUGCUCUCGUCCAGCAGAAAGCACAAGCACAAACAACGUCCACACAUCCCAGAGCCGGACCCAAAGCAAGUGCCGGAACAUCAGCUCGAUGGAGACCUGGAAGCUGACAACAUCCCUUCUCUAUCACUCCCUCCACCUAUCAUGCCCUUCCGUAUUUAUGGCCACAACUAUCUCGACAAGCAAUAUUUAGUUCAAUUAACAUUAGGUCGACCGCAUUCUCAUUUCUAUUUGGACCAACAGGACUCUCCGGUUAAGAUAACAGCUUGGGAAUCUAAUCUCUCCACCAUCCCACCCAACUCACGACCCAAGUCCCUCUUGAAGAUGAUCAUGACCUCGAGACCGGAAACUGCGGCCGUUCCGGUCAACUUAACAAUUCCGUUAUCGGAAGAGCGAGAUGUCAUUUCUUUCCAAGUUCAGGAUCUCUCCGAACUUGCCUUGGAAUUCUCAUUCUACCCCUUAUUUGGCUCGAAAACCGUCGGUCGAGCUGCGGUUCUGCCUUCAGCAUUUGAGAACAUUAAAGAUAGCCGCACGAUCAGUUUAGCCAUUCUCGACCAUCGGCUUCAUAUCAUAGGUCAAGCUACUUUUGAGGCCUGUAUCAUACGGCCUUUUACUGGGGUCACGCUACAGUUUGGUGGGGCCGUCGACACCUACUGGAAAUCCUCUAGCCACCUCAUCGAUAAGGCAGUUCCGUCUGCUCUCAUCUCCCCUCCGUCUGCUCUCGAUUCCACUCAUACCUCUCCCUCUAAUCGUUCUGCUAUCAUGAACCCCUCUGGUUCCAUUACCAUCUCGUCACUAUCGCGAGAUCAA